GGUUCACAUGCUUUCCUUCACAAUUCCACGAUUCUUCCACAAAUGAUCCUCCGUAUUCCACACAGUUCCCUUGAUGAAAUGGGCGUUUCAGACGCAAAUCACAUACUACUUAUCUUCUUAUUUUCCUCCCCUGCUUCGACCUCUUCUCUUAAUCAUACUUAGCUCUUGCCCUCGCUCAAUAACCGAGCCUUCUUGCUCCUCUGUGUUCAAUUAAAUCUAUUCCCAUGGCGUCUAGUUCUACCUCUUCUGGUCAAACAGAGAGGGAGCCUGCAAACAGUUAUAACACUGGCCGUAUCCCAGAGAAUGAGAUUAUGGGUGCUUUUAAUGAAAUUGCACCAUCUCCAUCUACAUCCUCAACACUCAUCCGAAAGCCGUCUUACGAUGUAUUCAUCAAUCAUCGUGGACCAGAUGUCAAAAAAACCUUGGCCACCAGGAUCUAUAAUGUCCUUGGCAACAUGGGGGUAACAGCAUUUUUAGAUUCAAAGGAAUUGGAUUAUGGCGAUUUCUUGCCAGCAACAUUAGAAGCAGUAAUCCGCGGUGCUGCACUUCAUCUAGCAAUUUUUUCAAAGAACUAUGCAGAAUCACCUUGGUGUCUGGCAGAGCUCUCGUAUAUGCUUAAAAGUGGCGCCAAGAUAGUUCCCAUCUUCUACUAUGUAGAUCCUACUGCUCUCAGAUAUAUAGCUGAAAAGAAAGGAAUGUAUGUUAGUGCCUUUCACAAGCAUAAAAAGAAACGUAGAUAAAGCCGAGAAAAGCUUCAGGAGUGGAAAGAUGCACUCUACAAAGUUUCAUUUUACAGUGGUGAAAUUGUCAAAAACAAAGCUGAUGAGAGGAGGCUGUUGAAGAAUAUUGUGAAUAUUGUACUGAAAGAAAAAAGCAAUGUGCCAUUAGUAGUUGCAAAACAUCCGGUAGGUCUCCAUGAAACAGUACAAGACUUUGAGAAUAAAUUUGCUGAGUGUGAUCAGGAUGUACAGAUUGUGGGUAUUUGGGGGAUGGGUGGUUCGUGUAAGACCACACUUGCCAAAGAAUUGUACAAUAAAAAACGAUCAUCCAUGGAGAGAUCCAGCUUUAUUUUUGACAUUAGAGAAGCCAAAGAGGUGUUACCAAAAAAACAGAUUGAACUCCUCAAAGACCUUGGUGAGAAUGAAACAUUUGACAAUGUAGAGCAAGGUAAGGCAAUUCUAACAAGGCAUUUGAAAUCUUUCAGGGUGCUCAUUGUUAUGGAUGAUGUGGAUCAUGCUGACCAAUUGGAUGCUCUCUUACCUGCAAAAGACAGCCUUCCAAGUGGUAGUAUCAUCAUUGUUACAACACGGGAGUGUGAAGUUCUUACAUCUUGGCACAUAUCCUCGGUAUAUAAAAUGCUACACAAUUGUUUUGUUGGCAUGCUUUUCUACAAGCUUUGCCCCUUAUGGAUUUGAGGAAAUUUUAGGAAAUUGUUGAAAAGUUUGUAGAGGCUUGCAAUGGAUUGCCCGUCUCUCAAGGUAUUUGGAGGGCAAUUAUAUGGAAAGUGCCAAAAAAAAUAUUGGGAGUCUUUGUUUCAUAAGGUUUCUAGAUUAUUGCCUAAUGAUUCAAAAAGAAACUCAGAUUAAGCUAUGAUGGUCUUGACCAUGAAGAGAAAGAGGUAUUCCUUGAUAUUGCAUGUUUUUUUAUUGGUAAAGAGUACAAUUUGGCUAUUGAAGUCUGGGAUGGAUCGGGUUGGAGUGGUUUGCACAUCUGGGAAAGGCUUUUCAAUAAGGGUUUGGUUGAGCUUCACAGUGAUAAUUACAUUAGAAUGCAUGACCACUUAAGAGAUCUUGGAUGGGAAAUAGAAAAGAAGCAUUGGCCCUACCGGCUUUGGUUGCCCCAACAGAUUAUUAAUUUUGACAAACAAACAAAGAAAAAAAGUGGAAUUCGAGGAAUUAAGGCUGCCUCAACUGGAAUAAAAGAGCAGUUGUUUUACAGAGAGGAACACACACCUGAUAUAAGCAGAGUUUUUUGGUUGCUCACACCCUAUUUAGUACGAGUAAACCUUUUGGAGAUUGAAGGAGAUUAUUUUAGUCAAAUAAUCCAUGAAAUAUCAAGAAAGCUGGUGUGGCUUCACUGGUCCCAUAUUGGGCAGAGAAAUCUUCUGGCGCAACUUUCAUUGGAAUCUUUGCGGGUUUUACAUCUCGAUGAAAUAUAUAAAAACUUCCCUGUAUGGAAACAUCACUUAGAAGAGUUGUGGGAGGCUGAGAGUGACGCCCCCCUACAGUUAAGAGAGUUGGUUAUAUCUAGUUGCUACAACUUCCAAAGAUUUCCAAAUUCAACAGGGUGCCUCAUUGAGUUGAAAAAGAUAGCAAUCACAGGUAGCAGCAAUGUUAGGAGUCUGCCAGAAGAAAUUUGCCAUCUGCAAUUGCUGGAGCAUCUCACAUUAUCGCGUUGUGCAAUGCUAUCAUCACUACCGAAUAGUUUUGGCGAUUUAGCAAAUCUGCAAUAUCUGGAUUUGCCUUGGUGCCAAAACUUGAAGGGGUUACCAGACUCUUUUAAGAACUUGAUGCUAUUGGAAUAUCUCAAUUUAAGAGGAUGUGGAGAGCUCAUACUUAGGUCAGAUGAUUUUCAAAAUAUUACAAAGUUGGAGUGUCUGGAUCUUUCUAAAUGCAAUCAAUUGGAAGAGUUGCCUCGUCACAUCACAAAUCAGGUAUUUUUGAGAGAGUUCUAUUUAGAUGGUUUGCAGAGGCUAAGAGAGAUUAAAAUCGGUCAACUAAGCAAGCUACAAAAGAUGGUAAUACAGAGUGAGUUGUUGACAAGUUUACCAAACUCUCUUGGAUAUUCGGUCUCCUUGAAAAACCUUUCACUUUGGGGUUGUUACAAUCUGAAAUCUUUGCCGACCUCUUUUAAAAAAUUUUCCUCCUUGACUAGUCUUUCAAUUAGUAGUUGUCGCAGCUUGAAAUCUUUUAUACCCUCUCUUGAAAAUUUGUCCUCCUUGACUAGGCUUUCAAUUAGCUUAUGUAACAACCUGGAAUCUUUGCCAAACUCCUUUGCAAAUUUGUUCUCUUUAGCUCAUCUUUCGAUUCAAUGUUGUUACAGCCUGAAAUCUUUGCCGGCCUCUCUAGAAAAUGUGUCCUCCUUGACUUAUCUUUCAAUUGAUAGUUGUCGCAAGGUGAAAUGUUUACCGUUCUCUGUCGGGUGCCAUAAUCUCUUAGAGGAUUUGUUUAUAUUCAACUGCCCAAUCAGCCAAGUAGAGUUUGAGGUGGCCUUCAUCUUGUUAGGAUUCCCAGAGAUAUUGAGAAGGGGAGGGGGGUGAAUUAGUAUCUGACCGGUAAACCAAUUUUCUUAACUUAUAACAUGAAAAGCAUAUUAAAACUAUGUACCAGUAAACCAGAAAUAAUGCAGCAAAUAAGAACAACAACCACAACAUGAAAAGCACAUCAUAACACAGUAUUUUUAACGAAGAAACCCGGUGUGGGAAAAACCUCGGUGGGAUUUGUGACCCACAAUAUUUGCUUACUGGCCAAUAAGAGAAUAUUACUGUUUACAAUAGGGGCCUGCACAUGCAGGAAGGCCAAGUGCCUAGAGCUCACUGGUCAGUUACAAAAGAAGUCACAUUGACUUACAAAAAUGGAUUAUACAAAUCCAAUGUCUUGUACUGCUUCAAAUUAGCAUCUGCUAUGCCAGAUUCAGUACCGGUUUAAGCUCUGCUACAUACAUAAACCCUUAUCCAAUAAUUUGCAUAUUAGGUCUGCUAUUAUCUUUCCAUACUUCGCCUAUUUCACACACUAAAUGAUCUACAAUGAUUUCAUACUUAUAUGAGUCAUAUUACAAUCCGCCAAGUCAGCUUACAAAAGAUUUUACAAUUAAUUACAAAAUAUAAAUACACAAAAUUCCUGUUGGCCAGGAUGUCCUAUUACGGUGCCAAUGUUUUGUAUGCCGGUGUAGAGUCUGUCAAUGCCGGUGCUUGUAUCUAUCUACCGGUAUCACAUGAUUGUAAGGUUUCCAUCAAUGACAAUACCUUCAAUCACCUACAAUUUCUCAUUGGAGUGUGUAUUUGCCAACACAUCUUCUAAGUUAAGAAACCUCAAGACGAUAACUCUACGUAAAACCAAAGUGUGCGGGAAUUGAAUUCCUGAAGACCAUUAUCCCCGCCUUCAGAGUCUAGAUCCUUCUUAUAAUGCUCGUUUAACAGAGAUUGAAUGAUUGCCAGUAAAGCUUAAACGUUUGCAUAUGCGUUGCUGUCUAAAGUUGGAGAAGCUUCCAAGGUUUGCACGUUUAACUUCUCUAGAGAAUUUGAAGUUGGAGAGUGUGAGCAAAUUGGGAAAAUUGAAGGUAUAGAAGGUUGCACAAGAAUGGAAAAAUUGGCACUAAGUACCUGUUGGGAUGUGUCGAGCAUAGAAAGUUUGAAGCGAAUGGGAAAACUGAAGGAGUUGAAACUCGGAGCAAACAAGGGAUCAGUUUUUGGAAGUUGCUUUGGAACAUUACAGGUAGAUAUAAUAGUUUUAAAGUAUAAAAUAUUUUAUUUAUCUUCUAUGUAAUCAUGGGUUGACUGAAUGUUGUGCAAGGAAUUUGCAGAAUUGGCCAAAUGCAAUGAUAAUAUGUGCAGGGACAGUCCCUGAUGUGUCCUCACUUGUAGAUUCCUUCAAACUUGGGUUGUCUCCAAAUCUCUCAGUUGGCGACUCCUCCUCUAAGAAGGAUAUUUCCUCCAAACCGGAACUGCAUUCCCCCAAUAGCAUUGCCAUUAUGCUCUGUUUCAUUGUAAAUGGUCCUUCUUGUUUAAAAUUCUCUGGUGGUAUAUCUUCUUGUGCCUUCCGUAUUGGAGAGGGGAGAUGGGCAUUGAUCGCUGUCUUCACACAACAUUCAAAAUGGCUCGAUGCAGAGGGUCGCUUCAGCUUAUCUUUCCCUUAUUCGGAACGAAAUGUAAAAGUGGAAGUGGAGAUAGGUUUUGUUGUGAGAGGAGAAAAGAAAAUGGUAGUGGAGGCAUCAUUAAGACUUAUGCAUUUAUAUUAGAAGGUUAGAGGUGUUUGACAAUAAAUAUUUUAUUGUAGAUGGUGUAUAAUGAAUUAGUUUUUUCAUAUUAAAUCUUUGUUAUUUGUUUGGUCAUAUAUUUGUAUUAAAAAAUAGCUAAGGGAGAGGACUGUGUAGUUAAGCACAUUCUAAUGACUAUG
Messenger RNA from Cryptomeria japonica (Japanese cedar), 5114 nucleotides. RefSeq names its product disease resistance protein RPV1-like. The record is from RefSeq and is a predicted model, not a curated record. Bases 1769 to 3259 code for a protein of 496 amino acids. Gene Ontology annotation, molecular function: protein binding. Gene Ontology annotation, biological process: defense response to fungus. Lineage: Eukaryota; Viridiplantae; Streptophyta; Pinopsida; Cupressales; Cupressaceae. The transcript is spliced from 5 exons.